This is a messenger RNA of Lycium ferocissimum, 2112 nucleotides long. Its product is annotated as pentatricopeptide repeat-containing protein At1g09900. The coding region runs from base 253 to 1959 and encodes 568 amino acids. The record is from RefSeq and is a predicted model, not a curated record. The transcript has a single exon. Gene Ontology annotation, molecular function: protein binding. Lineage: Eukaryota; Viridiplantae; Streptophyta; Magnoliopsida; Solanales; Solanaceae.
UGAACCUUUUGGGCUUUGUGAAAAGACAGAAGCAGAGGAUAAGAGCACGCAGCUCUGUCUGUCGCUCUCUUCUUCUUCUUCUUAGCCAGAAAGAAGCUCUCAGAGUAAACUUCCUAUUUCUUCUCCUUAAUCCCUUCUUGCUAAGUAGACAAACGCAACAAGUAUUUUACUCUUUGAACAACCAAACUUUAACGCAAUAGAACAAAAGAAAACCCUUGCACCUUCGGCCUUUUUGUUGUCCUAAACAUUCUGAUGGAAUUAAUAGUGCCAACGAAGCAAACCCAUGAAGGGAUUUGCUCAUUUCACUCCAAGCGGUUCUCAGGUUGUUGUAAUAAUAGGGGGAGGUCCAAGACCACUUCAGUAAAGCUACUUGUGAGACAAAAUAAGGUUUUUGCUAUUUCAACAACUGAAACGAAUGGUAGGUUAUCAAGGCCACAUGUUGUUAUAUCUGAAAAUAAUUUUGAAGAAUUUGAGAGUAAUAAUUAUCUUCGUCGGUUGGUUAGAGAUGGGGAAUUAGAAGAAAGUUUCAAGCACCUUGAGAGUAUGGUGUAUCGUGGGGAUAUUCCUGAUAUUAUUCCAUGUACAAGUUUGAUUCGUGGGUUUUGUAGAAUUGGGAAAACUAAGAAGGCUACAAGAGUUUUGGAGAUCCUUGAGGAUUCCGGAGCUGUUCCUGAUGUUAUUACUUACAAUGUCUUGAUUAGUGGUCAUUGUAAAUCUGGAGAAAUUGAUAAUGCAUUGAAGGUCUUGGACCGAAUGAGUGUUGCACCUGAUGUAGUCACAUACAAUACUAUUUUGCGCACCUUAUGUGAUUGUGGCAAAUUGAAACAAGCUAUGCAUGUUCUUGACCGUAUGUUGCAGAGAGAAUGUUACCCUGAUGUCAUUACCUACACCAUUUUGAUCGAAGCUACGUGUAAGGAAAGUGGCGUGGGGCAGGCAAUGAAGCUGUUGGAUGAAAUGAGGAGUAAAGGAUGUGUACCUGAUGUCGUCACUUAUAAUGUUCUAAUAAAUGGGAUUUGUAAGGAAGGCAGAUUGAAUGAAGCAAUCAAGUUCCUGAAUAAUAUGCCAUCUUAUGGCUGCCAACCUAAUGUGAUUACACACAAUAUAAUUUUGCGUAGUAUGUGUAGUACGGGUAGGUGGAUGGAUGCCGAGAAACUGUUGGCCGAUAUGGUUAGAAAAGGCUGUUCUCCUAGUGUUGUCACAUUUAAUAUCUUGAUCAAUUUUUUAUGUCGGAAAGGACUGUUGGGACGGGCUAUUGAUUUAUUGGACAAGAUGCCCAAGUAUGGGUGUACUCCAAACUCCUUGAGUUAUAAUCCAUUGCUUCAUGCAUUCUGCAAAGAGAAGAAAAUGGAUCGAGCGAUUGAGUAUUUGGAAGUUAUGGUGAGUAGGGGUUGUUACCCUGAUAUUGUGACUUAUAAUACAUUGCUCACAGCUUUGUGCAAAGAUGGUAAGGUUGAUGUUGCAGUUGAAAUCCUCAACCAACUUAGCAAAAAAGGUUGUUCUCCAGUCCUAAUCACUUACAAUACAGUGAUUGAUGGACUAUCCAAAGUGGGGAAAACUGAACUUGCCAUUGAACUGCUUAAUGAAAUGCGAGAGAAAGGUCUGCAACCUGAUAUAAUUACGUAUUCCUCGCUUGUGGCAGGUCUUAGUAGGGAAGGAAAAGUUGAUGAAGCCAUUAAGUUCUUUCAUGACUUAGAAGGAUUGGAUGUCAGGCCCAAUGCUAUAACCUACAAUGCCAUUAUGUUGGGCCUGUGUAAAGCUCGCCAAACAGAUCGUGCAAUCGACUUCUUGGCUUAUAUGAUUUCAAAGGGUUGUAAACCUACUGAAUCUACAUACACUAUUCUAAUUGAAGGUAUUGCUUAUGAAGGCUUAGCAGAGGAGGCUUUAGAGUUAUUGAAUGAGUUGUGCUCUAGAGGAGUUGUCAAGAAGAGUUCUGCUGAACAGGUUGUGGUUAAGAUGUAGACUUCCACCGCCGAGAUCAACCUCUCAAGUGUCAGUUUUUUGGAUGUUUACUGUUAAUUGCUCGCAUCAAUAUGUAACCAUCUUUUUCUCUGUUAGCUAGAAAUAUGAACUGAAAAUCAAUUUUGUUUGAUAAUGAUCAUAAUCCUUUUUCCC